Messenger RNA from Phyllostomus discolor (pale spear-nosed bat), 910 nucleotides. RefSeq names its product immunoglobulin lambda-1 light chain-like. The transcript is spliced from 5 exons. Gene Ontology annotation, molecular function: MHC class II protein complex binding. The coding region runs from base 33 to 758 and encodes 241 amino acids. The record is from RefSeq and is a predicted model, not a curated record. Gene Ontology annotation, cellular component: MHC class II protein complex. Lineage: Eukaryota; Metazoa; Chordata; Mammalia; Chiroptera; Phyllostomidae. Gene Ontology annotation, biological process: positive regulation of T cell activation; peptide antigen assembly with MHC class II protein complex; immunoglobulin production involved in immunoglobulin-mediated immune response.
CUGAGGACAGAGCUCCUGGAGUCCCUCCCACCAUGGACUGGGCUCCCUUCUUCCUCCUGCCCCUGGUUUUCUCCACAGGUCUCUGUGCUGAACUUAGGCUGACUCAGCCCCCGACUGCUUCUGCCUCCCCGGGAGCCUCGGCCAAGCUCACCUGCACCCUCAGCAGUGAGCACAGCAGCUACUACAUUUAUUGGUAUCAGCAGCAGCAGCCAGGGAAGGCCCCUCGGUAUUUGAUGAAGGUUAACAGUGAUGGAAGCCACAGCAAGGGGAAUGGGAUCCCCGACCGGUUCUCAGGCUCCAGCUCUGGGGCCAACCGCUACUUGACCAUCUCCAACCUCCAGUCUGAGGACGAGGUUGACUAUUACUGUGCAACAGGGGAUAGCAGUGUCAGUUGUGUUGUGUUCGGCGGAGGGACCCAUCUGACCGUCCUAGGUCAGCCCAAGUCUGCACCCUCGGUCACCCUGUUCCCGCCCUCCACUGACGAGCUCAGCAACAACAAGGCCACACUGGUGUGUCUGGUCAGUGACUUCUACCCGGGAGCCGUGACAGUGGCCUGGAAGGAAAAUGGCAGCCCUGUCUCCCAGGGCGUGGAGACCACCAAGCCCUCCAAGCAGAGCAAUAACAAGUAUGCGGCCAGCAGCUACCUGAGCGUGUCAGCCAGCAAGUGGAAAUCUGCCAGCCAGUACAGCUGCCAGGUGACCCACGAAGGCAGCACUGUGGAGAAGACAGUGGUCCCCUCAGAGUGUUCCGAACACUGAGCCCCCAUUUUCUGGGACUCUACUCAGCCAGAUCACCCAUUCCCCACCUCUCCACUGUACCCCUGGGACUCCCGCCCCUGUCUGCUCAGAAUGGGCUGGUCUCACUGCCUCCCCAUUUCCCAUUUUCUCAAUAAAACCCUGGUCAUUUAUCA